UUGCCUUGACGUACGCAGUAGCUUGAGCUGAACUGCUAGUGUUGUUCCUCUUUAAUUAGACACACACUUCCCCAAUUUUGUCUUUGCAACCACCUACUAAGAAACCAUUGCAUUUUAAUGCUAGAGGAAGCCUCCAACAGAUACUCUAUAAUGGCAAAACGAACUCCAGCUCCAGUACCGACUUUAAUGUACUUCCUCCUGCUGCUGAACUUCGUCGUAAAUCUGCUUGCAGCCAGUUGGAUACCCAGAACUCUCCCUUGUAACGUGCAGAACAAUGGAUCCUCCAUUCAAUUGGACUGCAGGAAUCGCCGCCUUAAAACUGUCCCUGGAAACAUACCUUCAAAUACUACCAGUCUAAAUCUAGCAGGCAAUCAGAUAAUGAAUAUUUCCAGGUACUCCUUUUCAAAGCUCCAAUAUCUAACCAAGCUAGAUCUGAGCUAUAAUAACUAUCAUCCCAACAGGUCAGAGAGGAGAGGCAUGAUAAUUUCAGAGGACAGUUUCUCGUCACUGGUAAAACUGAAAGAAUUAUACCUGGAUGGAAAUUACCUCCACCACAUCCCAAAGGAUUUGCCAUCCAGCUUAAAAAUCUUAAGUCUCAAUGAAAAUAAGAUUUUAAAUAUAACGAGUAAAAGCCUACCAAAUCUCCUACCAAACAUAGAAACACUUCAUUUAGCAAGGAACUGUUACCAUCGCAACCCCUGCAGUAUCAACAUCCAUGUGGAAGAUAAGGUGUUUUCACGUUACACAAAGCUGAAGAGCCUCACUCUUGACUUGAAUAAUUUGACCGCUGUUCCUGGUUGCUUGCCAGGAAGUUUAAGAUCACUCCAUCUCUCUUUCAACAAGAUACAAACCAUAAAUAUCAAGGAUUUCAGUCAACUGGCUGAACUGGAGCUCCUUGAUUUAAGUGGAAACUGCCCCAGAUGUUACAAUGCUCCUUACCCUUGUCAACCAUGCCCUGGAGGUGCUUCCAUUCAGAUACAUCCUUAUGCUUUUCGAAGUCUUGCAAAAUUGAAGACAUUAUUUCUUUCCAGCAAUUCUCUAAAAGAACUACAAAGCAGCUGGUUUCAGAACUGUACCAACUUAAAGGGCCUUUACCUUCGCCUUAAUUUCCUUGCUUCUGAAAUUGCUAAUGGUGACUUUUUAAACCACUUGCCUGAACUGGAAGAACUUGAUAUAUCAUACAAUUAUGAAAUAAAGGCUUAUCGAAAAAAUAUAAAUCUUUCACAGAAUUUUUCCAAAUUAGUGUCCUUGAGAAAAUUACAUAUUGAAGGCUACGUUUUCAAAGAACUUAAUCAUCAGCAUCUGCAACCACUGUACAGCCUGCAUAACCUCACCAUCCUAAACUUUGGUACAAACUUCAUUAAACAGGCAAACUUAACAAUUUUUAAUGAAUUUAAAGCACUAAGAUUGAUAUCUCUACCAGAAAAUAGGAUAUCACCUCCGUCAGGUGAUGAAGAUCAUUUUUACAGUACGGUUUACAGAGGUAAGCAUUUUCCUUACAUGGACUCAGAUUUUAAAGAUUCAUAUUUACUCUUUGAAAAUAAUCAUCAGGUUUAUGAAUCACAUUAUGUUGAUGAUGAUUAUUAUUAUAUUGAAAGACCAACAAUACAAUGGCGUUGUCAAUUUUGCGGAAAAACAUUGGAUCUGAGUGCAAACAAUAUUUUCUUCAUCAAUCCAAAGCAAUUUGAAGGCUUUAAUGAAGUAAAGUGCCUAAAUUUGUCAGAAAAUGCGAUUGGACAAGCCUUGAAUGGGACUGAGUUUAUGACUUUGCCGAAUUUAAAAUAUUUAGAUCUUUCCUUUAACAGACUUGAUCCAGCAUAUGAUAAUGCUUUUAAGGAGCUGAAGCAUCUUGAAGUAUUGGACUUAAGUUACAACAAACACUACUUUGCCGUUGAAGGUGUCACACACAAAAUGGGCUUUAUCAAAAAUCUUAAAUAUUUGAAAGUCUUAAACUUAAGCAGCAAUGCCAUCUUCACCUUGACAGAAUCAGGGUUGAGCAGUGACUCACUGGAGGUUCUAGAAUUCAAAAAGAAUCAUCUGGAUAUCUUGUGGAAGAAGGAAGACCAGCGUUAUAUAGCAUUAUUUAAAAAUCUAAUUAAUUUAACACAUCUGGAUUUAUCUUACAAUAACAUUGAGUCUAUGCCAUGUCAUAUUUUUGAAAACUUACCAUGUAACUUGACAUAUCUGUCUUUGAGUCAUAACAAGCUAGAAGAGGUCAAUUGGAAAGAAUUGAAAUUUUUGAAGAGUUUGAUGACCUUUGAUCUCAGUAACAAUAAAUUAACCACUGCACCCAAUGAACUCUACAGCAGCACCAAAUCCCUCCAAAAACUUUUACUUGGAAGAAAUAGAAUCAGUAAUCUUCCUUUAAGUUUUCUUACAACAGCAAAUAGGUUAAAAUAUCUUGACUUAAGUUAUAACAGAAUUACAACUUUCAAUCAAUUAAUUUUCCAUACAAAUGAAAAGCUUUUCCUGGAAGUACUGAUUUUGACAGGGAAUCCAUUUCAUUGUACUUGUGAACUUGUACCACUUAUUGCCUGGAUUAAUACAUGUGACCUGGAUAUUCCUCAACUGGCUACUGAUGUUACCUGCAAUUCACCUGAAGAUCAUCGGGGGCAGAGUAUUAUUCUGCUUGAUCAACAUGCAUGUACAAUGGAUGAAGUUGAAGCUUCAUUAUGUUUGGCUUCUGCCAUUAUAAUUGUUUCCACUGUGGUGAUAAUGAUUACUCACCAUCUGUUUUAUUGGGAUGUAUGGUACUUUUACUAUUUCUGCACCUCCCGGUUAAGAGAGCAUAGCUAUCAUUCUCUUGCAAUGCAUAACUGUUUUUAUGAUGCUUUUAUUGCUUACGACACUUCUGAUCUGGCUGUGACAGACUGGGUUGUCAAUGAACUAUUAGUUCAGUUAGAAGACAAAGGAGAAAGGAACUUCUGUUUAUGUUUGGAAGAGAGAGACUGGAGCCUAGGCUUAGCUGUUGUCGACAACCUUUCUCACAGCAUCCAGGGGAGCAAAAAGACUGUGUUUGUGCUCACCAGAAACUACGUCAAGAGGGGAACAUUCAAAACAGCCUUUCAAAUGGCUCACCAAAGACUAUUGGAUGAAAGUGAAGAUGUGAUUGUUCUGAUCAUGUUAGAGCCCGUUUUAAUAAACUCAAAGUACCUGAGACUGCGGAGAAGGUUGUGUAACAGCUCUGUGCUGCAAUGGCCAAAAAACCCUAAAAGUGAGAAUUUUUUCUGGCAGUGCUUAAGAAACGUAAUAGAAACUGACAAUCAGUUGAGAUACAAUACAAUUGCCGAGUUCACUUAACUUCAAUUGAAUAAUUGUAUUUUUAUCCUCAGGCUGAAAAUUUGAAUGUGUCUGUUUAAUUAAUUAUCUUCAAAUAAAUCUAGACCAUCUUAAGCCCAAGUAUGUCUCCCUUCCUUGGCUUACCAUAAUUCUAUAUUUCUCAGAAGGGAUUCAUUUAAUUAGGCACUGUUAGCUUAAUUAGUCUGUGUUCUUUGUUCAUUUUUUUCUUGGUUAUAAACAGUAAAACUAUCCCCUUUGACUAUACUCUUCAGAUCCUUCCAUCUUCACCUGACAUUCUCUCUUCUGCCCUCAAAAUUAGGUCACCCUACUGUCAAUCUCCAGCUGAUCUUUCACUGUUGUUUAUCGCACUCCCAUCCACCUUCCAACAGCAUGAAACCUACUUUUUCAUUUCAGCCUACCAUCUAUACUCCCUCAGUUUCUUCCACUGUUAAACUCGAUGCAAAAUCCACCUUUCUUUUGUUUCCCUCUCAAUCCAUCUAUCCUUCAAAAUGACAGCCACAACUUCCCUCCUCAAAUUGCAUUCUCAAGCUUUUCAUUUCUACAAAUGCAUCCCUUACCUUAUAAAGUUCUGGGGUGCACAGUUGUGAAUGCAUGGUUGCUUUGCAAUUGCUUUGCAAUUGCACUCACAUCCAUUUGAGGCCUACCAGUCUUCUUCCUCACACAGACGACAAAAACUGCAGUGAUCAGUGACACUAAUAAGUUUUUGUGUAACCACGCUUCAGUUCCUCCUUGGCCUCCCUACUGUUUAUGCACCAGCUACUCCAUGAACAAAGAUUCCCUUUGGUAUUUCUCCGCCUUUUCUUAAAGGUGCGGUUGAGCGGAGUCGAUUUCUGCCCAAAUGUCUGUGAAGUCUGUUGCUCCCCAUUUGCAAUCAAUCCAAGAUUGACAUCUCUUGUUGACUACUUAACCAGCACAACAGCCCAGACAGGACAUGAUUCUCUCUAACUUAACAAAGGCAAUCAUAUUUAUUGCUGACGAAGAUGUGGGAUUUUUAGUGCUGCUCUCAUGAGCUUCACAGCUAUUAGGCCAGAUUAAUGUUUGAAAUAUUGCAAGUCUGUUGGCUACUGCACACAAUGUUCUCUACAAUAUUCAAUCAAUCAUUCUGACCGUUUUCUUCAAUCACUUGGAAUAUGCUCACUCUUCUCCCCCAGCCACAAAAGUUAAAAUUCUACCUUUAAUAACCAUGCAAAUAUACGUAUGCCUUUGUGUUCUUUUCUUCCUUCACCCUCUGUACAUUGCAUGGUUCUUAUAGCAACAGAAUUACCCUACUGCUUUCAAUAGCUAGCAGCUGAGGAAAUCAGAUUACAAUCAAGACGACUGCACUGUUUCAGUUAUGUACAUACCUUUAACUUUUACACAUGUCAUGAGUUCAUUCACUCACAAAGGUGUGUAGGUAUGUUUGGAAUCAACUGGCCAUUUCCCUUUCCACUCUUUGUAUACUUCACACAAUUUCAAGGUUAUAUAGUGUAUACACACUUUGAUAAUAAAUGUACUUCAAAUUUUCUAUUUGUAUGGUGCUUUACGAGAAGCUAACAAACAUGUUAUUGGAGGCCAGAAUGCAUGAAGGAUAAUGGGAAAUUAACCUUCCAAACUCAUUCUGAUUUGACCUACUAAUUGCUAAGGGUGAUGGGAAGCCAUAUUACUCCCAUCUUGAUUACUUAACAUAUCUAAACAGGUAUGGUUUAUAAACAUUGUUCACAUUUUAAUUACCUGAAGAUAUAUACUGUUCUAGUACAUAAAUGCAUACAUUUUGUGGUUCUGUUUUUCUCAUGCUGCCUCAAUAAACUAUUUUACCUUA
Hypanus sabinus (Atlantic stingray) is the source of this 5098-nucleotide messenger RNA. RefSeq names its product toll-like receptor 8. Lineage: Eukaryota; Metazoa; Chordata; Chondrichthyes; Myliobatiformes; Dasyatidae. Gene Ontology annotation, cellular component: plasma membrane. Gene Ontology annotation, molecular function: protein binding; pattern recognition receptor activity. The record is from RefSeq and is a predicted model, not a curated record. The transcript is spliced from 2 exons. The coding region runs from base 118 to 3300 and encodes 1060 amino acids. Gene Ontology annotation, biological process: defense response to virus; canonical NF-kappaB signal transduction; toll-like receptor signaling pathway.